This is a messenger RNA of Alternaria incomplexa, 1167 nucleotides long. RefSeq lists its product as uncharacterized. The transcript has a single exon. Bases 1 to 1167 code for a protein of 388 amino acids. The record is from RefSeq and is a predicted model, not a curated record. Gene Ontology annotation, molecular function: hydrolase activity. Lineage: Eukaryota; Fungi; Ascomycota; Dothideomycetes; Pleosporales; Pleosporaceae.
AUGGCAUCACCAGCGUCGCGCCUGCCGCCUUUGCCAUUACCACACGGCAUCGUCGAGAACUAUGUCUACUGUCCAUCAAAUGGCAUCACCUUCCACACGCUCGAAGCUGGGUAUACUCCCCAACGCGAUAAGCCUCUCAUCAUCCUCUGCCACGGCUUUCCGGAGCUUGCGUUCUCUUGGAGGAAGGUUAUGGUGCCCAUCGCUGAUGCCGGCUAUCAUGUGGUAGCCUUCGAUCAACGUGGCUACGGACGCACCACCGGAUGGGACAACUCUUCGUUCCCCAACACCAACUUAUCCCAGUUUGCUCUGACCAAUGUCGUCCGUGAUGUGGUUACCCUGGUUAAUGCUCUGGGUUAUCGAGAGGUGAAGUGUAUCGUCGGGCACGACUUCGGUGCUGUCACUUCCAGCAUGUGUGCUCUGAUGCGUCCAGACCUCUUCAAGAGCGUUGUCAUGAUGAGUCAUCCUUUCAAAGCUCCUGCACAGCUGCCAUUCGAUAUAGCCCACGGUGGCGCUCGCGAACCUGCGCCAUCGCCUGACAUUCACGCUGAGUUGGCAAAGCUGCCCGUGCCAAGGAAGCAUUACAAGUGGUAUAACAGCACUAGUACAGCCGGGGCCGAUUGGAUCAAUCCAAGCCAAGGGCUGCAUGCCUUUCUUAGGGGCUAUCUUCAUGUCAAGUCAGCCGACUGGGAAGACAACUCACCACACCCUCUCAAGAGCUGGACGGCCGAAGAGAUGGCCAAAGUACCCAAUUACUACAUUAUGCCGCUGCACCAGUCAAUGCCCGAUACUAUUGCUGACAUGAUGGCCAACCAAGAUAGCUCGGCGACUGAAAGAUGGAUGCCUGACCAAGACCUUGAUAUCUACGUCCAGGAAUGGUCAAGGACAGGCUUCCAGGGCGGUCUCAAUUACUACCGAGUCACCACCGAUCCACUUCUUCAAAAAGAUCUCGAGCUAUUUGCGGGCAAGAAGAUCGAAUGUCCAAGUACCUUUAUCUCAGGCGCGACGGAUUGGGGCAAUUAUCAGCAGCCUGGGGCCCUCGAGGCCUAUCCCGAGUCAUGUUCAGACUUUCGAGGGAUCCACUUGAUCGACAACGCAGGACACUGGCCCCAACAAGAACAGCCGAAGAGAGUCGUUGAAGCGAUAUUGGGGUUCGUUCGCUAUCUUUAA